CGUAUCAACGUACGUCUGGAUCUCUUCCAGAGCAGCAUCACUCAACACUGGCUCACAACACAACACACUUCACCCUGUGAUCAAAAAAACCCCUUCAACAGAUCGUGUACCUUGCUGCACUUUGAGCGGUGACGACAGGCUCAUCAGAAAAGUCACCAACGAGACACACACACUUUCCUCUCUUUUCUGUGAGUACUUGUCGAUAUAUCUUGGGUCAUUCCUUUCCAAACUUUCUUCAAGCUCUCUUUCGACCACACACAUUUUGAACACUCAGCUGACCUUGUUUGUCCACUCAUUGCUCUGCUACAUACGACACAUCCAUUCCACUCGACGACUACCGGCUCUCUCCCCUCCCCGACCCGACCCCCAUACCAUGUCCUUCCCACACAACAUGGAUCAAAACAUGCCGGAUUCACUAUCGCGACGACCCACGUCCUCCAUGUCAACCGUGCGCUCGCGUCGACGACCCAACACUCCACCCCUUUCUCUCAUCUUCCCUACGGCGUACCCUUUCCAACUUGAUCCCGUUACGCCACCACCUCGACUGGAAUCUUACGAUCAUUCGAUCGAUUACAUGGCAACCAUUCGGCCGCGGAAACCAUUCACUGAUCCUCCACGUCGUAUCUCUUCCCGUCAUACCGGCCCGCGCCUACCAUCUGUCCCAUUUCGACUCGGUCCUGCUGUUCCGUUGCAUUCUGCCACACCAUCCUCAUUGGACGUCACAGUCGUACAAUCUUUGCACGACGACGAGAUGAAUAUGAACAUCUUGACACUCUUCCCACCCACUCCAUCACCAUCUAUCCACACACCGAACAGGAAGGCAUCCGUCGACAAAUUGUUACCGACCUUGAGUAUCUCGACAGAUCACAGAGUCAAGAUCGCGGAUAGGCGCGACACCAUGGAGUCUCUUCCCGGUCCUAGCAUGCCUCGGAAAGAGCUUCCACCAACUCCACCAGAAGCUGAAGAAGAAGGUCAGGAGGGUGAAGCCUUCAACACCUCCUCCGCCUCAGCUUCCACCUCUGUCGCCUUCUCUGAACCUCAGCUACCACCUCGUCCACAACGUCGCAGACGACCCGCCAGCGGGUAUCCACAGCCCAUGGCCAGGGCUUCCACCUCUCACGACAGCCUCGAUUCAGCCCUUGCCGACAAUCGGCUCUCAUCCCAGCACCUCGAUGUCGAUCUCGAUUCCUAUUCCACAACAGAAUAUGACACUGAGGAUGAUGUAUUGGAGGACUGCGAACCCACACUCAGCUUUCGGACUGCCUCCACAACCGACUCGACCCACUACACACCUUCGUCCGUCGGUGCGAGCAAGGGUCAUCGUCCGGCCGAGGGGGAGCCGCGUAUACGUCUCAGGACAAAUACAGGACGAUCCACUGCCUAUUCUUCAGCUGAAUCCAGCAUGGCCAGUGGUGCUUAUUCCUAUUCCGCCUACGCCGACGGCAGCCUCUACCAUCCCCAUCCACCUCCGAUGCCGUCAGUUCCGCGUCAAACCAAGAACGAGCAGAUUGGUCUAGGCUUCUCCAUGCCAGACCUUGCCAUUCCGACAUUCCAAGCCGAGAGCAGCCCCAGUGUUGCGGACCCGAACUCUCCAGCUGGUUCCUUUGCUCAUCGCCCUUGGAGAAGAGAUCCUGCUUCUCAGAGGAUGAGGAGCGAUUCUGCGUCUUCGGCCGUCGACUAUGAUUCAGAACUGAAUCAAUCAGCUAAUACACCGCCUGUCGACCUAGCGGUGGAUGGGAUCGACUUCCCUGAUAUGCCAUGGGCAAACAAGGAAGAUCUUGCGUCUGAUGCCGUUGCCCUAGUCGAAGACGGAAAGAGCAGGGUGAUCGACAAAACGCGUAUAGCAGGCCUCGGUGGAGUCGAGUCUCUCGAGGGGGACGUCUUGGCAUCCCUCGCAGGUACGACCCACUUGCUACUUGACAACAUUGGAUCCAACCUCGAGCAAGUCCUGCCCGCGCUUCUCUCCGUUGUCGCGUCAACUCUCGUCGUCCUCGAUAUCUCAGCCAAUGGCCUGCCGCUGCUCCCGGAAACUCUCAGACACUGCACUCUGCUGGAGGAGCUCAACGUUUCUGGCAACCCGAUACGCGUCUUGCCGACGUGGAUGGCCGAAUUGGUCGAGAUGCGAGUGUUGGCUGUAGACGGAUGCCAGCUUCAGAGCAUCCCUCAGGACCUGUCAGCUCUUGGUAGACUGCACACACUGUGCCUUCGAGGGAAUCGUCUGGUCUCGCUCCCGUCUUGGCUCUGUCUCUUAAGUCAUUUGGAGACCUUGAGGGUGGACGAGAAUCCUUUUGCUCCAGAAUGGCUUCCCAUCGUUUCCCCUAUCCUGACUUCGUCGUCAGCCACCAUGCCAGCUCGAGCAAUUCCUCCAAGAUCGAGCUCCGUGCAGAGAAGACCCACGUAUGCCAGAUCCCGCUCGUCCAGUGCUGCGAUUUCUCUCAAUUCGAGUUCAGAAGAUGGCCAGAGUCCUCUCGCUCAGGCUACAUCAAGCCUGAACCUCGACUCGAUCAACGAGAAUGCACCACGUUCGGCCCCACCUCCAAGCUCAAACGACAUUGUCCCUCAUUCGGCUAACCCACUCUCAGCAUCUCCCUCGAGUCCAGAGAAGAUGUCCACAAUCCUCGAAUCUCCCCGUGGACUUCGAAAGAUGAAGUCUGCCAGUGACCUCCUUGCCGGCCUCGACAACGCAGGGCCGUCCAAGCCAUCUGUUCGAGGACCCAGUCACGAUCUUCAAAGCAGUGCAGGCAUCAAUCACAGCGACAGCGUCUUUGCGCGUAGUCUUGGUGCGAAGGAAGGAGCCCGGAUCGGCGCCUCUAUCCUUCCCAACUAUGAAGGGUCGACGUCCCCGUCGAAACAGCCUCGUCCUUCGACAUCCUCGUCAGCAACGGGCAAAAGUGGUAAAUGGGGUUUCUUGCGGAAAAUGUCAAAGCAUCGACUCCGAGGUGACAAGGAUUCUUCACCCAGGUCGUCAGAUGGCAACGUUUCACCUGUGCCGCCUUUAAUCCACGCUCACUCAGAUAUGGGUCCGAGGUCACCUCAAUCCGCUCGGCCCAGUUUUAGCACUGCGCAGUCGUCAUUGACUUUGCCUCUCCAUCGCAAUGCCAUGUCGGAGUUCGGAUCUCUACCAUCGACACCGUCGGUUGCUAGUAUAGCUGCUGUUCCUCACACGCUGCCUGCGACUUCGCAUGGCUCCAACAGUCUGCCCAGGGCUGUCAAGAGACGAAGCUACUUGAUGGUGGAUCAAGCGCCUUCCCUGUCGGUCAACAUUCCGUCGUGGUCCCCAUUUUUCGUGGACCAUUCGACCUUUGAACACCCUUCGCCGAAUCCCCCGAAUCAGAUCGACCUUUCGACCCCAGACCCUCAGCUUUCAGGUCAAGGCACAGGCUUAUUUCCCAGUCAGACACUCAGAUCAGAGCCAUUCCAAAACGGUCUUGGAUCUCCGGUGCAGCUCAACCCUGAGGCGAGAUAUGCCCAAGGCCUGGAAAGCAUCAAGUCUUAUCUUCGAGACCUGUUCGAUCUCUCUCGCACACCGAUCGAGCCAUACGGCAGUUUCGAGGUGGUACAGACGGUGGAGCAUGGGCAUGAAAGCCCGGACACCUCUUCCGCUGGUCUCUCACGGGAGUCUAGAAGCUCCAUCGCCGAUGCUCGCCGGACUCGUCGUCCUACGAUGGAUGUCAACUCCUUGGCGGGCGCCGAGGGGUCACUCACAGCCUCGUCUGCCUCUGUGGUCAGCUGUGAGACGGCGGAGAGUGGCGUCUUGACUGGGAAAAAAUUCAAGAAUGACGCUGCGAAGAGAGCUCGAGUGCUUCGAGAGAUCUGGGAGACGGAACGUACAUAUGUUCGAGGCCUAGGCGAACUGGUCACAAUCUACGUCAAGCCUUCUUCUCAUCCGGUCAAUGCUGGCAAGUCGAAUGAAACGAUCAUUCCUGCUCCCGAGCGGAAGGUGGUCUUUGGCGGUAUCGAAUCGAUCUUGUCGAUUCACAGGGACAAUCUGCUGCCUGCUCUCGAAAAGGCAAUCCGACCUCUUCUCGAAGGCAAAGAUGACGAGGACGGCGAUCUGUCGACGACCACCGCCCAUGCAGUCGGAGAAGUUUUCAGGACAUAUAUAGCCUACAUGAAGCAAUACUCGAGCUACAUCAACAACUUUGACAAUGCGCAAUCCAGGAUGAAGACUUGGAGCGCUCCAUCGUCCGUCCCGACUACUCCGUCCUACCCCUCCAGGCCAUCUCUCGGUCGAAGCUCUACGGCUCAUACAGGAAGUGUAUCGAGUGCCGCUAUCAGCGUUGGAAUGGGUUUGAGCUCGCUCAGUCUGCCCCUGGCGGAAGCAAUGCCCUCCACAGGUAAUCAGAUGUCAUCGAGUCAGAAGAAGCGUGUCAAGGCUUUCCUCAAAAAAUGCCGUGAACAUCCUCUCCACUCUCAGAUCAACUUGGAAAGCUACUUGUUGCUACCGAUCCAAAGGGUGCCGCGGUACAAGCUCUUGCUUGAAGAUCUUGCAAUGUGCACCAUGCCACAAGCGGAUGGUCCACGCGACACGCUCGACGAUGCCUUGAACGAAAUUGCCUCUCUUGCUUCCUUGAUGAAUGAAGAGAAGCGCGAUGCGGAUUCUCGACUCCGACUCCUUCACUGGCAGAAGCGAAUCACCAUGCGAGGACCAUCACCUUUGGUUCAACCACACCGACGGCUCAUCAUGGACGGCGCACUGACAUUGAUCCGAUUGGUCAAAAAGGCGUCUUCAUUCGUCGAGAUGGACACCACGGUUGCAAACUUCAGCGUCAGCUGCAAAGCUGAUAUCGAGCAAACCAUCACGCCGAGCAAGGUGGUUGUACCGGUCGAGCAUAUUACUCCAGAGCCCAUGGAUCGACCCAUUAUGCUUAUCCUGUGCUCCGAUCUUUUGGCGCUUGUUCAACAACGGACUGCAGCCGGCGGCUGGGACGGUCCUGUUGACCUGUUCAACGUAUUGCGAAUGGGAACGUUGCGAGAGCCGGCGAGCAUCGUUCAUGGCAAUGUCCUACGCGUGGUAGACAACAAGUCUAUCUACUACUUCAACGGCGAAUCGCCCGAGAUGAUCCUCCAGUGGUCUCGAGCUAUCAAUUCGGCUCGACGACGAUGAAAAAGCCUUCCUUAUCUCUGCCGGUUCUCAUUUGCUCGAAUUGUUGUACAGAACAUCGUUUGGACAUUUCACCCUGCACAUAAUAUCUUUCAGACAUUUUCAAAGCCCUCCUUUUGGACCGGGACUCAUUUCGUAUGUUGUGAAGUCGAGCGGUCCCAAUGGAAGGUUUUUCUUUAGUAUGGUAGUUUUUUCUCG
Messenger RNA from Kockovaella imperatae, 5302 nucleotides. RefSeq names its product RhoGEF domain-domain-containing protein. Bases 374 to 5107 code for a protein of 1577 amino acids. The record is from RefSeq and is a predicted model, not a curated record. The transcript is spliced from 5 exons. Gene Ontology annotation, biological process: intracellular signal transduction. NCBI's taxonomy places the organism in Eukaryota, Fungi, Basidiomycota, Tremellomycetes, Tremellales, Cuniculitremaceae. Gene Ontology annotation, molecular function: protein binding; guanyl-nucleotide exchange factor activity.